AUGAGUGAACUAUGUGUUCUAGAACCGUUUUCCACUGCUCCAUCUGCUGGAUAUGUCUCCUGCACCAAGUGUCACAGACGGGACAGCGUGCAGCUGCCGCCACCAGCCAGGCCGCUGUCAGCGCCGCCGCCGCCGCCGCUUCAGAACCGUGGCUGCUACUGCAAAGAAAGGGUUACUCCUCUGCUGGAGUCAAGUGGCUGCAAACUUCCCCUGCUCUGCGUGUACAAUUUUCCGCAAACUUGCACGUCGUUGCGUGCACAAGGACCGAGGAAAACCAUUGCAAGCAUCACACGGACCAGCACCACAAAGGACACUCCCGGAAGUAGCCUGUGGAGCAGACACGUGUUGGACCUGACCUUUCCAAUAUGGUCUCAGCUGAGCAAUGGCAAAGCUGAACACUUCCUUCUAGUAAGCUUCAGACACCUUAAGGGCCGGCGAUGUGGUUCAUCAAGUCAAAGCCCUGGCCUGAAGUGCCAGCAUCCCGUGUGGUUGUCCAUUCCAGUCCUGGCUGCUCCUCUUCCAAUCCAGCUCUCUGCUGUGGCCUGGAGUAGCAGUAGAAGAUGGGCCAAGUCCUUGGGUCCUUGCACCCGCAUGGAAGACCCAGAAGAAGCUCCUGGCUCCUGGCUUUGGAUCGGCAGCUCCAGCCAUUGAAGCCAACUGUGGAGUGAACCAGCAGAUGGAAGACCUCUUUCUCUGUCUCUACCUCUCUCUAACUCUGUCUUUCAAAUAAAUAAAAAAAAUCUAAAAGAAAUUACUGUGUCACUUAUGCCCACAAAUAGCAUCAUAUUUUUCUGUUACAUUGAGUAAAACUGCUUUUUGUCAUUUCCAUUUGUACAAAGGGAAAAUUAAUAAAUGUAUAUUCUUGUUUAAAGCUGUGAGAUAAGUAAACAAUUUUGAUCACAUUUAUAUAAAGUUGAGGCAUUCUGAUGUCAUAUAUAAAUAUCCAGAAAAAUUGAAACUGUAUAAUGAAGAGUUAAACUUUUCCCAUAUUUGACAUCUUUUAAAUUAACUGCAAGCAAGUAAAAGAGAAAAGAAAUAAGGAGUACCUAAGUUAUUCAUUCAAAUCCUAUUAUUUCUAUUGAUUUAGUAAUUGGUAAACCUCAUGUUCUACUCUGUGAAGUAAUAAUGCUCCUGGCCAUGAGCUCUUUUAUUUCAGGACUGUAAUUUGAAAUAUUUCAUUCACCUCUGAAAGUUGCAAUAUAAUCCACAUGCCGAUCUCCCAGAAGGAAUCUCUUAAUGCAGAUGUGCUAAGCAAGUGAAAACAGAAUGUUAAAGAUCAGGGAACCUCUUUUCUUGGAAACGUACACUUCACCUAAGAUGUGACACAUAACUUCAGUUUUGCUGGAGGCUCUUGGAGGUGUAGCUGCUGGUUGGCAACACCAUUAGAUAGUUCAAGUUGGGAAUGGAAGGUUAACAAAAGAUAGACAAAAGAUAAUCCACGUUUCUAGUUUUCAAGGGAUUCACAGGUGGUAGCAGAGUGUGAGUUGUCAGUAUUAAAUCUAAUACAUUCCUCAGGUAGAGCAAGGGUUGGGUUACUACCCUGGAGAAAUGGCAAUCUGGUUUUCCACAUUUGGAGUUAGAAACAGGCGCACUGGAAGAUUUUCUAUUUUAAGAGAACUUGAACUGAAAUCAAGAUCUGGAAUAAUUUUAUGGCUCCAGUUUUUUAUAAAUGGAUUAACAUUUCCAAUAUGAAAAGCUUGAAUGAAAAUACUAUAAUGAGUCUGCUUCCUCCCAGUUAUUUUCCAAGUCAUAAACUAACACAGAGACUGACAUGUAAUUUAGCAACUGUGCUUCAUCAAACCAAACUUCUUUUUCCUAACUCAAUUUUUGCUCAAGCUAACAGUGUCAUCAUAGAAAGAGUCUCUAAUUUAAAUGCUACUAAUCACUGUAGAUUUAAUUUGAAUCUAAAGUAAACUAUCAGCCCAGUGUGCAAAGUUUUGAAGAUUCAGUGAACUUGAAAAGUUGUAGUUUCAGUUCAGUUCUUCAAGUUAUCCUUUGCUGGAAAAUUGGGCACACGAGGCAAUUCAAAGAUGGCGCCCAAAGGAAGUAAGGUGGGCGGUACCCAAAGUUGUUUACCACCAAAGCUGUUUGGCCCUGCAGCAUCAGGGGAGGUGACAACAACUGAUGACGAGUGUAUAAACAUAUGGCUGGUUCUGUAAAAAAUCGCCCCAUAAAAUGACCUUUUAAGUAAUUGGCUGGUCCUUAUGUUCUGCCCCAGUGACUAUGCAGUUUUGUGCUUUCAAAGGUUUUGCUAUGCUCGCAAUAAACGAGUUCUUUCUUGCUUGACUUGACUCCCUGCUGCGUCUGAUUGUCUCCAGGAUCGGGAGGCUGGGGAACAGGCGAGCGACACACUUAUCUUUCUUCAGACCCAGUCCAUCUUCAUUAGGGUGGACUAAGACCCUGCAGUCCUUCAUAUGCAUCCUCUCAGGCACUUGUGCUUUCUACAGAAUAACAUAGUGCUCACUGCAGACUUUCUACAUCAUAUUAUUGAGCAAGACGUAAAUAGAAAUGCUAUAGUUCUUAACAAAGUCUUAAUAUGUUCUCAGCACUUCCCAGCAUUUGAGAUCUUUAGUUAGCAUGAGAAACUUGUGCUACAUGUCCUUUUCUGCUUACUAAUUCUUUCUUAAAGAACUGCAACCUAGGCAAAUGAGAACAGCCUAACCAAAGACUUUUAAAUUACACACACACACACGCACACCUCUAGAUGUCUUCUUUAUAAUAAAUCCAUUCAGUGUGAAUGUUCUAUGACUUUUUCCACUCUGCUUAGACAUGAAUUGAAUAUUUUAUAUUUGGCAUACUUUGAUUUUCUAUUAAAGGAUAUGCAUUUUAGAGAUAAUUUAUUAACAACUAUGAAAAUACAAUAAUUUGAAAGGAAGAAUGUGCUUAUUUUGUUACACAUAUUUCUAAUUUCUCACACAAAAUGUAUUGUAGUAGAACAUAUAAACAAUGGCAAGCCACAAAUAAAUAUCCAUAAGGUGGAAUGAUCUACGUUACUGUAAUUCUUACAUCCUUACAUCGUAUCAGUGUUGAGAAAAGGAAGUCUGCAUUCCUCCCCCACAUUGAUGGUGAUAUCAGACCAAACCUAUUAUAACUUUUGUUAGAAAAUUUCUGGCCCAUCGCUCUGAAUUUACAUUUGGUGAUCAGAAUGCAUGAAAAGUCCUUAGAGUUAGCAUAUGCUCUUUGAAGAGCUAGAUUUUAUCAAAAUAAAUUGAAUGUAUAUGAUAUUUGGGUAAGCAGAAAUGCCUUGAUAGCACUAAAUAGCCUCAGUAGAGUUACUCCAUAUGAAGUCAUCAAAAAAGAUAUAGACAAGUACAUUUCAAAUGUAUAAUCAAUGGCAUUGCCCAGAUUACCUCUCUAAUUAUGCCAGCUUUUCACUGCCCUUUCAACUUCUCAUAAUUUGACCAAUUUUCUUUUGGACUACAUCCUAAGAAGGUCAGGUCAUCUACUACUAGAAACCCCCAAAAGCGUUUUGACCCUCACACAU
Molecule: messenger RNA, 3484 nt
Organism: Oryctolagus cuniculus (rabbit)
Lineage: Eukaryota; Metazoa; Chordata; Mammalia; Lagomorpha; Leporidae
Source: RefSeq, a predicted model, not a curated record